ACAUCGUGACGCCAUGUCUCUGCCAAACCCCGAAAGCUCUGCGCGCUUGUUACAACGUGUGUUGACCUUAUCAUUGGAAGCGACGUGAGUUGAUAGUUGGCAUGGCAAGCACAGCCUGACGCAUCAUCAUUCGUCCUCCCUUCUGACCACUCGGCUCCGGCAUCAACGGCGAGAUGGCACCCGUUCUGGCCUUCCGGCGCAUCGCGAGCCGCGCCGUCCAAACGCCUCCGGUACGAUUCGCCCUUCCACGGCCAGCUCUCCCCGCUAUACACGCACCGCUUCGUCACAAUGGACGGCACGCUUCAUCCAGACUGUAUUCAUCAGAGGCCGAAGACUCACCUCAACCCCCCGAGUUCUUGACAGAAGGAGAACGGCGAGUGUUUGACAGAAUCAUGGAGGGGCUGGCACCUACGAAAUUAGAGGUGCAAGACAUUUCCGGUGGCUGCGGCUCCAUGUAUGCCCUCGACAUCGUCUCCGAUCAAUUCAAAGGCCUACCGAUCAUCAAACAACAUCGCUUGGUGAACAAGGUGCUGGGAGACGAGAUGAAGACUUGGCAUGGUGUACAGAUGAAGACCAAGGCGCCAUGAUGGAAGAUUGUCCGGAGUGGAACAAGAUCAUGGAGGCACACUGAGGAAACGGCUUGUGGCGGCGAAACGAAGGCUGUGCGCGUGACCAGAACUCGGCUCAGACAAAGGCCGGUACAUAUAUGGCACACAGGACUGGAGAAGAUAUCUGUAGCUGCAAAUGGCUAUGGUUGGUCUGCCAGACCACCGCCAGCCAUGCCAGGGGGUUUACAGUCCGCCCAUUUCAGCUUCUAUUGAAGGCGGAGGCGAACGGAAAUGCAAGCGGGCGGGGCACGACGCACAUGUAGCAUGGCUACAUCGAUCAAGCGCACCGAUCACACGUACAAUACGAUUGUCAAAACCAUAUGGACCAUCGGCACGCUUACUGUACUCGCAUUGAUAGAUUUUGCAACGGUGGUAUAGACACGACUUCUGUCACUGAAUGUGGCCUCUUUCCCAAUUGAGCGAUUCG
Molecule: messenger RNA, 1035 nt
Organism: Neohortaea acidophila
Lineage: Eukaryota; Fungi; Ascomycota; Dothideomycetes; Mycosphaerellales; Teratosphaeriaceae
Product: bola protein
Exons: 2
Coding region: 174-587 (137 amino acids)
Source: RefSeq, a predicted model, not a curated record